CCAAAUACUCCAGUAUAGGUUUCUAACUCUGCGUCGCACGCAGCAAGGGCCGAAGGCCGCAUCUUCGCCGUCCCCAACUCCUUCCACCGCGACUUCGCCGCCGUCCACGGUCCGCCCUCGCCGCCGUCGAUGGCCGAUCCCUACCGCGCUUACGCCCCUCCCUCCUCUCUCGGCCGAGAUCCGCAGGGUGAUUUUCCUAGGCAUCCUCCAUCCGAGGGCUCUUAUUAUGCUUCAAGAAUGGCUGCUCUCCAUGGAACAUCAGAUAUACUUAGACAUGAUGUACCAUUACAGCCAAGAGCUUAUGGUUUGGAUGGUGCAGCAGGAGCAAGUCAUCCUGCUUUGGCUGGUCUUGGUGGACUGGCUGCUGGAACUACAGCUCGGGGGCCUAGUCCACUGGAAGACCCAGCUUUAGUAAGGAGAAGUUCUUCUCUAGGAAAAACUGCUAGUAUUCCAGAUGUUGAGCAUCCCAGACCCCUUCUGAACCUUGAUGGUCCAAGAGAAGAUGAAUCCAACAUUCUCUUUGUUGAUGGUCUCCCUACUGAUUGCACAAGGAGAGAAGUGGCCCAAGAUUUGUUCCGUCCUUUUGUUGGCUUCAAGGACAUCAGACUAGUGCAUAAGGAGCCAAGACAUAGUAGUGAUAGGGCCUAUGUUCUAUGCUUUGUGGAGUUCAGUGAUGCAAAAUGUGCAAUAACUGCUAUGGAGGCUCUCCAAGAAUACCGCUUCGACGAGAGGAAACCCGACGCCGCUGUUCUUAAUAUCAAGUUUGCAAGGUUCCCUUUCCGGCCGGCCGCUGCCCCCCAUGAUGAUCGGAGACGCCUUACCUUGCACUGAUUAGUUCCUAACUUCCUAUCAUCCUUAGUUAGCUGUGCCCAACCUGACCUUAUCAUUGCAACUUGUAAAUCUUGUACCAUCUCUGUCCCAUAAUACAAGGGAUUUAGCUCAAUCCUUUAUAUUCUGUGAUGGAGGUAGUAACAACCUGUUGUCAGUCGAAACUGGCUAGCAGGAAUCUUGAACAGCAGCAAAACAAGGAAUGUACAUUUGUGGGUUCGAAACACCUUCAGAUUUUUUGCUGGUGCCAGUUCCAGAAACAAUGGGAUUUGCUUUUC
Oryza sativa Japonica Group (Japanese rice) is the source of this 1106-nucleotide messenger RNA. Lineage: Eukaryota; Viridiplantae; Streptophyta; Magnoliopsida; Poales; Poaceae. The record is from RefSeq and is a predicted model, not a curated record.